AUGGUUUUGCCCAUCAGAAAAUACCUUGACUUAAAAGUUCGCGAUUCGACCUCUAAUAUCAAACCAACAUAUCAUCGCCGUAAAUCAGUAGGUGACUACUGGCUAGGGAAAACUUUGGGAAAGGGAUCAUCAGGUCGUGUUAAGCUUGGGAUUCACAAGGCGUCUGGUGAAAAAGUAGCUGUCAAAAUCGUAUCGAAGGAUUAUAUGGCUUCUAACCCAGUCCUUUACCACACCAUCAAACGUGAGAUCGCCUUGAUGCAAUUAAUGCAGCACCCUAACAUUGUCCAAUUACUGGAAGAGAAUUCUAGUUAUUUGAUCCUGGAAUAUGUUCAAGGAGGAGAGUUAUUUGAAUAUCUUGUAAUUAAUGGGCGCAUUGCCGAACGAGAAGCGCGCCAAUACUUCCAACAAAUUGUUCACCGCGAUCUAAAGCCUGAGAAUAUUCUUAUCGACAAGAAUAAGAACAUAAAGAUAGCUGAUUUUGGGAUGGCUUCCAUUCAACCUCCAAACACUUUGCUCGAAACUAGCUGUGGAUCCCCGCAUUAUGCCAGUCCUGAAAUUGUGAUGGGAAUACCAUAUAGUGGACCAGCUACCGAUCAAUGGUCUUGUGGAGUGAUUUUGUUUGCUCUUUUGUGUGGAUAUUUACCUUUUGACGAUAAGAAUAUUGGGAGAUUAUUAAACAAGGUUAAGUUGGCGAGGUAUGUAAUUCCAGAACACGUAUCGGCGAGUGCGCGUGAUUUGAUACAAAGACUUUUGGUAUUUCAACCCGGCAAGCGGUUGACAAUAAAGGCAAUCCAAUCCCAUGCAUGGUUCGUUGAUGAUGUGGUACCUCGAUUAUCAAAUCCUUCUAUACUACCAAGUGCAAAAGAUAUCGGUAGAUUAGCUUCAAAUGUAUCCGAAAUUGACUAUAGAUUAGUGGAAACACUAAAAGUUCUUUGGAAAGGUCUAACUACGAGACAGAUAAUUAAUUCCCUGCUUAAUGACUCUUAUAAUAUGCAAAAGGUAACAUACUUCUUACUCAAACGCCACACCAGUCAACGCCGGUUCCUUCAGUCAAAACCCGAAAAAAGAACAAGAUAUGGUGGGAAGCAAACAUUGCCUAUUAGAUGUGUAACCCCAAAAUUGUUGUCUUGCUCGGGCAAUCCAUCACCUGAAACAUUGGUGCCAACAACCUCCUAUAGACGCAACUGUGCUGAUAAUGCAGUGUCACAACUGACAUAUCAUAACGAUAAGGUUAAUGCAACCACUUGGCAGAAAUCUACAAUGGAUACCACGAAGCAUUCUUUUCCGGAAGUCACCCUCACAACUAGUUGCAACAACACACCCAUAACACAAUGUAUGAAUCUCUGGAAGCAUAAAAUGCGAGACAUUACUAAGAUAAAAUCACCACGAGCAUCGCACCGAAUAUCAACACCUUUGCCACGCACAAGGCUUGUGUACGACAAGAUAGCCUGUAGUCCUUUUUUAUGUUCAGACAACUACCACAAAAAUAUUAAUUCCCACAAGGCUGUACCCGUACAUCCACUUAUGGAAGAUUCUUCUUGCAAAGCACUUGUAUCUGUACCUCAUGUUACAGUCAAUCAUUCUUCCCAUCAAUUAUCAUGGGUACCGGCUCAUAUUCAUCAACCACAGCCAAAAAUAUGCACUAUGACAUGUAUUGGAAGAGACGAGCAAGAGGUUGUUCGUAAAAUUCGGCAGAUCAUUAAAGAGGCAAGUCAACACUCAUUAUAUUUUCAUAUGGGUGGCAAUGUAACUGAAAAUUUAAAUGAUCAUAAUAACUCGCAAAAAGGAGAUAUGCUCUGGGAAGAUCAGGAUGGAGAACAAUCUCAUUUACGCUUUAAUAUUGAAGUUACCGUACUUCCUGGUCCGUCUGACAAACAACACGCUAUGCAAGUUUGUUUCUUAGAGCAAGACGGCAAUAGCGUUGUUUUUGGAACUGCUGUUCGACACAUCGAGAAGGCUUUAGAAGCUUAUGAGUUGGAAGUAAAGUUAAUUUCAGCUGCAAACGGAUGGGAUCUUCACAGCUCAUCUUAGUGAUGCAUCAUUAUAUACAUUUAUUUAUUCUUAAAAAAAAAGUCUUUCUCUUAAUGAUCAAUAAAAAAAAGUAUAUACAU
This is a messenger RNA of Phycomyces blakesleeanus NRRL 1555(-), 2111 nucleotides long. RefSeq lists its product as hypothetical. Lineage: Eukaryota; Fungi; Mucoromycota; Mucoromycetes; Mucorales; Phycomycetaceae. Gene Ontology annotation, cellular component: cytoplasm. The coding region runs from base 1 to 2031 and encodes 676 amino acids. Gene Ontology annotation, molecular function: ATP binding; protein serine/threonine kinase activity. Gene Ontology annotation, biological process: protein phosphorylation; intracellular signal transduction. The record is from RefSeq and is a predicted model, not a curated record. The transcript has 16 exons.